AAAACUUGGCACAGUUUAUAGUCGUCUCUCGAGAGGCUAGUGUAUAUUGUUAAGCAGGAAAAAUAUUGAAUCAAUCAGUACGAGUGAUGGUAUAGUUAAGUGUCAAAAAUCAAAUGGUUUUCGCUGCUACGCUACCUACAUACCCCAAUCUCGUUAACCAAAAUGAUGUGGUUCCUCGUUAUGUGUUUCCUCAUAUUGCUGACAAUCAAAGUUGCCAUAAUAGAUCUCUAUCGGCCCAAAAAAUUUCCGCCUGGGCCUCGAGGCUUGCCAUUCGUCGGCAAUCUAUUGGAUCUCAAUAGAAUAGUCAAAAAAACAGCUUCUCACGGCAGAGCUUGGUGUCUUUUAGCCGAAAAGUAUGGGCCCGUAGUAGGUCUUCGUUUGGGAUUCGCAGAUCCAAUAUUGAUCGUUUCAGGACGUGAUGCCGUUCUCGAGUUGCUCAGACGUCAGGAAUUUGACGGUAGGCCAAACGGUUUUGUGUUUACACAUAGAACUAUGGGCGAAAAGCGUGGUGUCAUGUUUUCCGAUGGAAAAGUUUGGUUCGAACAGAGAAGAUUUUCCAUUCGGAAUUUAAAAGUCCUCGGCUGGGGUGGACAAACCAUGGAACAAAUGAUUCUUGAGGAUGCUCAAAAUUUCACGAAGUUCAUUGAACGAAAGUGCAAAAAUGGGAACAUCAAUAAUAUGAAAACUUUCACCUCACUCGCAGUCCUCAAUAGUUUAUGGUCGAUAAUCAAAGGAUCGAGGUACGACCUGGAAAGCGGAGAUCCGAAAGUAAUGAAGACAUUAGAAACGAUGAACCGAGCGGUCAAAAAUUCAAACGUGACGGGUGGUAUUCUCAACCAUUUACCGUUUCUGAGGCACGUAGCUCCAAAAUUUUCAGGUUAUGACGAAUUAAAUGAGAGACUGAAUAAAACUUGGAUAUUUUUCGCGGAUGAAGUAACACGGCACAAAGAUUCCUGGCAGCCAGGAAUAAGGCGAGAUUUCAUUGACGUUUAUCUUGAAGAGAUCGAAGCCCGUAAGAAUGAUCCAACCUCUACAUUCAAUGAAAUGCAAUUAGUCGCUUUGCUCAAAGAUUUUUUUGCUGCCGGCAUCGACACGACGUCGAACAGCAUUGAAUUCACUAUCGGCUACAUGACCGUCUGCCCGGAUAUUCAGGACAAAGUUCAAGCAGAAUUGGACAAAGUUAUUGGCAAAGAUAAUUUGCCAUCUCUAGCGUUUAGAAAUUCAUUGCCCUAUUUGAACGCUGUAUUGAAAGAAGUUUUGAGAAUCAGUAACAUCGGACCGACCACAAUUCCCCAUCGUGCAACGGUCGAUUCAACGUUCAUGGGUUACGAAAUAAAGAAAAAUUACACCGUUUUGCCCAAUCUGAUGAGUGUACACAUGGACAAGGAACAUUGGGGAGACCCCGAAGCAUUCAGACCCGAAAGAUUUAUCGAUGAACAUGGAGAAUUCGUCAACGACCCGUGGCUCAUACCAUUUGGAUCAGGUCGAAGAAAGUGUUUGGGUGAAACUCUCGCCAAAAAUACUCACUUUCUCUUCGUCGUCUGUCUCCUGCAGAAAUUUCGUUUCAAGUUGCCCAAUGGUCAAGCACCACCAUCGAUGCUGGGAAAAGAUGGAUUUACCAUGUCAGCGCCAGAGUUUGAUAUUGUCGUGACACCCCGAUGAAUCGGACACUAUAAUUGUUGCGUCGACAUGAAUUUUUGUUAUUUCUCCACGUACAACCAUCGAUCUUGUUUACUCGCAUUCAGAGCAUUGAUUUAUGAACGUUCACAUUUUGUAAUGCGGUAUACAUUUUUCUUAACGUACGAUUUACUUAAAA
Venturia canescens is the source of this 1816-nucleotide messenger RNA. Its product is annotated as methyl farnesoate epoxidase-like. The transcript is spliced from 7 exons. Gene Ontology annotation, molecular function: heme binding; iron ion binding; oxidoreductase activity, acting on paired donors, with incorporation or reduction of molecular oxygen, reduced flavin or flavoprotein as one donor, and incorporation of one atom of oxygen. Lineage: Eukaryota; Metazoa; Arthropoda; Insecta; Hymenoptera; Ichneumonidae. Bases 163 to 1662 code for a protein of 499 amino acids. Gene Ontology annotation, biological process: xenobiotic metabolic process. The record is from RefSeq and is a predicted model, not a curated record. Gene Ontology annotation, cellular component: cytoplasm; intracellular membrane-bounded organelle.